This is a messenger RNA of Thelazia callipaeda (thelaziosis nematode), 443 nucleotides long. Lineage: Eukaryota; Metazoa; Nematoda; Chromadorea; Rhabditida; Thelaziidae. The record is from the annotation of a GenBank genome assembly.
UUCCUAUCAGAAGAAACUUCGCCUGAUUUAGAAGACAAGACAACGAAUUUAUUUGUCUCAAAAAAUAGCUCUGAAUGUACGAAAGACCAUAAGUCUAAGGAUUUUGAAGAAAACGAUAGACAUAGUGAAAAGCAGGAUUCAGUGAAAGUUAACUCACGAAAAGAAUUUUAUUUGCGCGAAAAUGAAAUCAAGAUAGCUAAAAGUACUGGAGUCGGCAUUGGUGAUGGAAAAUUUGGAGCAUAUCUUAUGGACCUCCUGAUUUCAAAAUCACCAGAUAAAAAUACUCUGAAUGGUAUGACUAUCGCUAUGUUUGAUUUUCAUUCGAUACGUUUUGCUGAGCGGUUAUUAAAUGCUGGUGUGUCAAGUCUUUCCAUUGUUGAAACGUCGCAGAAUGAAGCACAAAAAGCCAAGGUUUAUAUGUUUGCGAGAUAUUAUUCAUAAAG